CGAACAUCUUCAAGCCAUCACUCAGACUAAGACUAGAUCAGGAAGGCGUUCGGAUUGCAGUCGCACUGUCUGUCUACGUUGGUGGUCACGGCCUUGAGACUGCGCUGUACAGAUUGCGUUGGUCGUGCUCACUGUACGCAGGGGAGGCCUUCGUCACCUACGAUACGCAUGGGCGUUCUCUUCCCUCCAUCAACGCUACCCCGACCUCCUCCACCCGAUCCCGUUCACGCUACGCCUCAAUACAAUACCUUCGCCCAAUACACACCGCAUUGACUGUUGUGCUGGACGCUCCCGUGCCGCAGCCGCCGUCCCCUACCACCAAGAGCGCGCCUCAGUCUGCCCAACAUGAGCGACUACGGCGACGACUACUCAGACUAUGGCGAGGAAUGGUUCUAUGUCGAGGAAGAAUACAUGGCGGCAGACGACCUAGCAGAGCACGCCGUUGCCUCACCACCACCGACAGCGUACGGAGACGAGGACGGGCUGCCAGACUGGGAUCGCUUCGACUACUUCAACGAUCUCGAGUACGCGUCAGAUGGGUACGACAAUGCCAAGUUCGAGGUACACAAUGUAAAGGACGCGAAGACAGGCCAGAAGAGAAAGAGGUCAGUCAGGAACAGUCACAGCAAGAAGACGGGGUCAACACAACAAGCAAACAUACAAGCAGACACGUCCCUGUUGGAGCACUCACCUAUUGUCUGGCGCGCGCAAAAUGACCGGGAAACGAAGGCGCAGCUACUGGAUGACAAUGCGCAAUCAUACGCGGUGCUGAAGAACUGGAGGGAAAAGGUCAAAGAUACACCGCAAUGGGCACGUGGAUCACCACCCCAGUCACCGAGCAUACGGCCAUCGAGACCAGGCAAAGGCAAGGUUGCGUCUGCUCCAGAGCCUGUAUCACCGCCUUCCGACAUUGUCGGCCCCGAAACCGUCGACGAAGAAGAAGAGGAGGAAGACAUGGGCAUCAGCCAGGAUGUGCUGAUGGCCGCUCUACAGAGACAGCUCGCUACUGCCGGUGGCCCUCUCAGCGGCAUGGAUCCCCAACAGCUGCUAGAAUUUGCUAUGCGCAUGGCAACGGACAAGGACGCGGGAGACGAUAUUGCAGGUGAGAUGGCCGAGGCAAUGCUCGAAGGAGACGAGGAAGAAGACGAUGCAGACGCAGAGGAGAAUUUGCUAUCUUGGGUUGCCCAGCAACGGAACGCGAACAAGGAGUCUACAGAGGAAGUCCCCAAGUCGCCAGAGGUGUCGCGCAACAGCAAGCGACCGCCGACUCCGCCGUCGUCGGAGGCCAAUCGCAGUGUUCGUGCCUCCAGGACAUCCACCAAGGCUGCCGAGUCGAACAAGAAGAGCGCAACAUCCUCUCUUAAGCGGAAGGCUGACGAUGACUCCGAGGGCGAGAGCUCCGCGAAGGUGACGAAGAAGCGGGUGACGAGGUCAUUCGAUGCGCCAACUGCCGCAAGCCAGGCGAAGGCGGCUCCGGCGAAGACAAAGGGCGCCCCGGCAAAGACUACGAGGAGCACACGUGCAAAGCGACCUUGAAGGUGUCGAAGGUUUUCCGUGGCAUACAUCACAGGUUGUGGGUAAUUUGGUGAUCACAGCCUUUCUUUCUCGAGAAGCUUUACAUUUCAGGCUCCUUGCAGCCUCAAAUCGUAGGCCAGUCCUUGACUAAUAUCUGCAUUUCACACUACUGGGAGGAUAUCGCGGACACUCAUUCCGCGCAGGGAGGUAUUUUGCAUAGCGAUUGUAUUAUAGAUUUCUACAGGCGCGACACGGGGGGAACGGCAGCCACGUUAGGCACCGGGGGGCGGGCACAUCUGGGGCUAUUCCACGGUAUCUUGAAUAGUAUAUCAUAGCAUAGUAUAGCACAGCGAUCUGGAUACCCUCACUACUAAGGAAGUCAUGGUAUCGGACUUGUGCUCACGUGCAAGCCGCAUCAAUGAAAGUCUUAAUAAGUCAUAUGCCC
Molecule: messenger RNA, 1960 nt
Organism: Cucurbitaria berberidis CBS 394.84
Lineage: Eukaryota; Fungi; Ascomycota; Dothideomycetes; Pleosporales; Cucurbitariaceae
Exons: 1
Coding region: 346-1536 (396 amino acids)
Source: RefSeq, a predicted model, not a curated record